AUGACGUUUUCGCUGGAGAAAUCAGUUAUUAUGGACUUGUAUUGUAGCUGGGUGGCCGGUCGUAAAGGAUUUCCUCAUGUCAUAUACGCACGGCUGUGGCGAUGGCCAGACCUGCACAAGAACGAGCUGAAACACGUGAAAUACUGCCAGUGUGCCUUUGACCUGAAAUGUGACUCAGUGUGUGUGAACCCGUACCACUACGAGAGGGUCGUGUCUCCCAGCAUCGAUCUGUCUGUUCUGACUCUGGGAGGCCCAGAGGAUCAUGUGACACUGAAGACUGAAAAUUCAGCUUUGCAUCACAGAAGUCCGAGUGUAGAUGUCCUGGUGAAGGAUGAGUUCGAUGCUCAGCCGUCUCAUUCAGCUGCUGAUGGAGGUCACAGUAUUCAAAUCAUCCAGCACACAGCCUCUUCCUCUGCCCCGCCCAAUGCUUUCAACAGCCCCGCCCUCCUGCCACCAGCUGACUCCACAAGCUCCGCCUCCACUUCCGCAUUCACCAGUAUGUCUGCCGGGCCAACCAGUGCCUCCAGCUCAUGGCCCAGAGGAAGCAGUAUUCCUCCCAGCGUCCCUCAUCAGAACGGCCACCUGCAGCACCACCCUCCUCUUCCUCACACGGGCCACUUCUCUCCAGAUUACUGGUGCUCGAUUGCGUACUUUGAGAUGGACAUUCAGGUGGGCGAGACGUAUAAGGUGCCGUCUAACUGUCCCGUCGUAACCGUGGAUGGUUAUGUUGACCCGUCAGGUGGAGAUCGCUUCUGCCUCGGCCAGCUGAGUAACGUACAUCGCACAGAGGCCAUCGAGAUGCUAACACAAAGUGUACAUUUAAGAGUAAUUCAACAUGUCUUCACAGCAUCUGCAUCACUACUGAAUAUCUGUGUUUGGUGUCUGCAGGUGUUUGAUCUGCGUCAGUGUCAUCGGCAGAUGCAGCAGCAGGCGGCGACGGCUCAGGCGGCUGCGGUGGCGGGAAACAUCCCAGGUUCGUUGGGAGGCAUCGCCCCUGCUAUCAGUCUGUCUGCUGCGGCAGGCAUCGGCGUGGACGACCUGCGGCGUCUCUGCAUUCUGCGCAUGAGUUUCGUGAAGGGCUGGGGUCCUGAUUACCCUCGCCAGAGCAUCAAGGAGACCCCGUGCUGGAUAGAAAUUCAUUUGCACCGCGCUCUGCAGCUCUUGGAUGAGGUUCUGCACACCAUGCCUAUAGCUGACCCGCAACCUCUGGACUGAUGCUCGAACAUUGAACCUUUAACCUUAUUACAGUGCACUCAGCUGACCUUUGACCUUAGCCACGAACGUCAGCGGAGUCUUCACUGAUUUGUUUCGCCGUCUGGCAAAACGUUGAAAACCAGCAAUACUACAAAACAACACUAACUCUGAUCUAUCCAACAGGACUGUUCGUCAAAACAGUAAAAUCACCCUUUUUUGAGACCUUGACUACGGAAUUUCAAACAGGAAGUGGUUAAGUGGAGAUGUGUAGAGUCUUCAUAUUGCGUUUAAUCCAAUGUCAGUCAGAUGUGCACAGUGGCCACACACACACUGCAGUGGAAAACAGAUGUCAGAGUUUGAUGUUCUGUGCACAUGAUCAUUCACACAACAAAGCUGAACCUUGUGCAAAUCAUCUGAAAAAAUCAAAUCCAAUAGUUUUAUGACUAAUUUACUAAGAAACGUAUCUUUCGUUGUAGUUAAUAAAACCAUUUUCCUGUAAAUUAUGGCAUUGAAUUGAAAGGUUUUAUGAACUCUGUAGGCAAAAAUUCCAUAUUACGUAAAUUGUUGCAUUCAGUAACGAUUAUGUAAAAAUCUCUGUAAAUAAUUGCAUUAAAUUGAAUGCAGGUAAUUUAGGUAACAAUGGUUUUAUUUACUGCGUACAAUUUACGCAGUCCAGAAAUAGCAAAACCAUUCUUUUUGUAUACUACCGAUUUCUUGAACAGCUAAUCUGAAUGAUCAUGUGACACUGAAGACUGGAGUAAUGAUGCUGAAAAUUCAGUUUUGCAUCACAGGAAUAAAUUACAUU
This is a messenger RNA of Cyprinus carpio (common carp), 1999 nucleotides long. RefSeq names its product mothers against decapentaplegic homolog 4-like. Gene Ontology annotation, cellular component: heteromeric SMAD protein complex. NCBI's taxonomy places the organism in Eukaryota, Metazoa, Chordata, Actinopteri, Cypriniformes, Cyprinidae. The record is from RefSeq and is a predicted model, not a curated record. Gene Ontology annotation, biological process: BMP signaling pathway; cell differentiation; transforming growth factor beta receptor signaling pathway. The transcript has 9 exons. Gene Ontology annotation, molecular function: I-SMAD binding; DNA-binding transcription factor activity, RNA polymerase II-specific; RNA polymerase II cis-regulatory region sequence-specific DNA binding. The coding region runs from base 1 to 1215 and encodes 404 amino acids.